AUGGGAAUAUCAGAAAAGCAGCCAGAGACGGAGAUGCGAGAGGAUGUUGAACGGAAUAAUGGGCCUGAUAUCUCAGAGAAGCAUGACAGCGAGUUGAGGUCUACUUCAAGCUCUGAGCCUGAUUUCUCUGAUAUCAACGAGAAGAAGGUGAUCAGGAAGAUGGACAUGCGUUUGAUCCCAGCACUAGCACUCCUCUAUCUGCUCUCAUUCUUGGAUAGGGGCAAUAUUGGAAAUGCGAAGAUCGAGGGAUUGGAUGUUGACUUGGGCCUUAAAGGAGGCCAGUUCAAUUGGUGCUGGUGUGAAUGCAAGAAGGAUAGACAUGCUAACUACUGUUUAGAUCUACCCUCGAUCAUGCUUGCAUGGGGUACCGUUGUGGAUUACAAAGGAUUGUUGAUUGCUCGGAUUUUCCUGGGUGUUGCCGAGGCCGGAUUAUACCCUGGGGUUGCAUACUAUAUCACUAUGUGGUAUUGCAGACACGAGGUGCAGCUUAGGCAGGCCAUGUUUUUCAGUGCUGCCAGCAUUGCAGGUGCUUUCUCUGGCCUGUUGGCAUUUGCUAUUGCAAAAAUGGACGGGGUGGGAGGGUAUCAAGGAUGGCGAUGGAUUUUUAUUCUGGAGGGCCUCCUGACCGUUGUUGUGGCAGCUGGCGCAUACUUCUUCCUUGAAGACUUCCCCGAAACAGCAUCGUUCCUAACUCCCAGGGAGCGGGAAUUUGUUAUUCACCGCCUCAAGUAUCAGGGGUCUAGCUUAUCGGGGAGGAGAGUAGUCCAGACGGAGGAGUUUAAAUGGAAGUACAUCAAGGAGGUAUUCACAGACUGGCAAGUCUAUGCAUCACUUUUCGUCAAUGCUAACCACAGGAACCCAGUUUGCGUGGGCAUCAUCUGUCCUCUGUAUGGAACCUCACUCUUCUUGCCGAGUAUCAUCAAAGACCUGGGGUAUAAGACCUCAACAGCGCAGCUCCUGACGGUGCCUAUAUACGUGACUGCGGCAACACUUGCCGUUGUAGUCGCCUUCUACUCUGACAGAAGUGGCAAGCGCUCACCCUUUGUCAUUGGGUGCAUGUGCUUGAUUGGCAUCGGUUUCAUCAUCUGUAUCUCUGCUGCAGGACGAGGUGUUCCAAGGGUAGUGUAUGCAGGUGUUUUCAUCGCCAUCUGCGGCAUUUAUCCUGCUUUUCCUGGCGCAGUAACAUGGCUAGCCAACAAUCUUGCUGGCAGCUACAAACGUUCUGCGGGCAUGGCAUUCCAGAUCGGAACAGGCAACAUGUCAGGAGCCAUGGCGUCCAACUUCUAUCGAGCGCCAGACGCACCCAAGUACACUCUUGGCCACGCCCUUGAACUUGGGUUCUUGGUUGCUGGAGUGAUAUCAGCCAUCUUCAUGCGUGAGGCCUACAAGCGGGUCAACGCUAAACGAGAGCGAGAGGGAACCCGGGGCCUGAGUGACCAGGAAUUGAGCGAGUUAGGCGAUAAAGCGCCUACAUUCCGCUACACUCUUUAA
Molecule: messenger RNA, 1491 nt
Organism: Trichophyton verrucosum HKI 0517
Lineage: Eukaryota; Fungi; Ascomycota; Eurotiomycetes; Onygenales; Arthrodermataceae
Exons: 8
Coding region: 1-1491 (496 amino acids)
Biological process (GO): transmembrane transport
Cellular component (GO): membrane
Molecular function (GO): transmembrane transporter activity
Source: RefSeq, a predicted model, not a curated record